Nilaparvata lugens (brown planthopper) is the source of this 2851-nucleotide messenger RNA. RefSeq names its product DNA repair protein XRCC3-like. Gene Ontology annotation, molecular function: ATP binding; four-way junction DNA binding; ATP-dependent DNA damage sensor activity. Lineage: Eukaryota; Metazoa; Arthropoda; Insecta; Hemiptera; Delphacidae. Gene Ontology annotation, biological process: double-strand break repair via synthesis-dependent strand annealing; telomere maintenance via recombination; t-circle formation. The coding region runs from base 146 to 1111 and encodes 321 amino acids. Gene Ontology annotation, cellular component: Rad51C-XRCC3 complex; replication fork. The transcript has 8 exons. The record is from RefSeq and is a predicted model, not a curated record.
AGGCCGGAAAAUACCUGACAUAACCCGUACAGUGAACAGCAGACAGCCAAAUGUCAAAAUCCCAAACAAUAAUCAGCUGAUCAAUCAGGUUGUUUUGAUUUUAUUGCAAUCUAACCUACAAAAUGAGCCUGUGAGCUGACCUGUCAUGCCUGAAAUUUAUUUACAACGAUUAGAAACAAGAAUUGCUGAUGCUCUUUUAAAGGCUCAAGUGACAGAUUGCAUAAAAAUUCUGUCAUUAUCUGACAGUUUCUUUCUCAAACUGGGAAACAUUUUUCUGGACGAUCUAGAGAAGAUAAGGAGUUUGGCAUCGGAAUCAAUUCAAUCUGGGCUUGUUACAGCGAGUUCGUCACUUUCCGAAGGUGAAAAAUGGGAAAGACUGACAACAGGCUGUCCACAUCUAGAUGCAGUUCUCCAAGGAGGCAUUUCAAAAAGGGGAAUCACAGAACUGUCGGGAGAGAGCGGAUCUGGUAAAACGCAGUUUGGGCUGCAGCUGACCAUCACUGUACAGCUACCAAAAGAUGAAGGCGGAUUAAACGGAGGUGCUGUGUACAUCUGUACAGAGGAGAAAUUUCCAUCAACAAGGUUGCAUCAACUUUUUGAAACAUUUCCCUCAGUUGCCAGACGAAAGGGAAAGCUUGACGAUCUUGGAAAAAAUAUUCUCAUACAACAUAUAUCGGAUGUGGAUGGUUUGAAGAGUUGUGUCGAAAUAACUCUGCCUCGAGUUGUAAUGUCGCAGAAAGAAGAAGGAAAGAACCCCAUCCGCUUAGUAGUGAUAGACUCGAUAACAGCUGUUUUCCGAGGCGAAUACUCCCAGGCAGGAGACAUGAAAACCAGAGCCCAGCACAUACGUUCCAUCGGUUACCAGUUGCAUAAAUUGGCACGGAAGCAUGACAUUGCAAUUCUCUGCAUCAACCAGGUGAAUUCAACCAUGAACAACCGUUUAGUUCCUGCUUUGGGUCUAGCAUGGUCAAACCUAGUGACCACACGCCUCCAGAUCACAAGGGUUCCCCCAAACAGAUAUUUCAGAGUCAUUUUUGCACCUGACUUACCCACAACUAACGUGUGUCCCUACAGUAUUACCAAGAGCGGAGUUUUGGGCAAACAUGUUUAGUCAUUACAUCGAUUUACAUUAUUUGAUCUCCCUACAGUGUUACCAAAAGCGGAGUUCUAGGCAAACAUGUUUAGUGAUUACAUCAAUUUACAUUAUUUGAUCUCCCUACAGUGUUACCAAAAGCGGAGUUCUAGGCAAACAUGUUUAGUGAUUACAUCAAUUUACAUUAUUUGAUCUAAUGUGCAGCUUUCAAUUCUGCAGUAGUGUUUUUGUAAUUAGCUCAAUCGAAAAUCGAUUGUUGCAGAUACUACUAUGACUUCUUUCCAUACUGUAAAUGUGUAUGUAAUACUAUGGCGCUUGCAAAAUUUUUAUUUUAAAAAACUGAAUUUUGUUAUUAGUUUUAUGAAAACUGGAUUGUUGCAGAUACGACUAUGACUUCUUGUAAUAGAGUUUCUACUGUAUAUGUGUAAUAAUGAAGCUUGUAAAAAUUCUGUUUUAAAAAACUGAACUUUGUUAUUAGUUUUAUCAAAACUGGAUUGUUGCAGAUAUGACUAUGACUUCUUGUAAUAGAGUUUCUACUGUAUAGCCUAUGUGUAAUAAUGAAGCUUGUAAAAAUUAUGUUUCAAAAAACUGAACUUUGUUAUUAGUUUUAUCAAAACUGGAUUGUUGCAGAUACGACUAUGACUUCUUGUAAUAGAGUUUCUACUGUAUAUGUGUAAUAAUGAAGCUUGUAAAAAUUCUGUUUUAAAAAACUGAACUUUGUCAUUUGCUCAUCAAAACUGGAGUCUUAGAAUAGAAUAGAUUCUUAUUCCUUUAAGUAUAAUAUCUAUACAAUCGGAAACGUCACAUAAAAUUAUUACAAUAGUAAUACAUCUAACAGACCACAAAGUAUAUUCAAUAAUACUGACAUAAUAGGCAAUUUAAAUAUUCAACUCAUGAAAGUUUAUAUUACAGUUCAGUUAUAUAAAAUUUAUUCUAAAUAUAUUCAAAUUUAAUCAAAAGUAGCUACUAAUGGAUACAUUACUCAUGUUUAGGAAUUCAGUCAAUGAGUAAAGCGGAUUCUCUGUCAAAAGUGUUUUCAUUUCAAGUUUAAACUGAGCAACAGAAAUUUCUCUAACAGAAAACGGAAGUUUAUUGAAUAUUUUUACAGAAAUUGCUCUUGAACUGAUCUGAGUUCUUCUCAGCCUGGAUGAGUGUUGAAGAUACUACUAUCACUUCUUGUUUCUACUGUAAAUGUGUAAUACAGUAUGAAGCUUGUAAAAAUUCUAUUUUAAAAAACUGAACUUUGUAAUUUGCUCAUCAAAACUGAAGUGUUAAAGAUACUACUUUCACUUCUUGUUUCUACUAUAAAUGUUCAACAGUAAAAAAGCUGUUAACAUUUUCUUUUAAAAACCUGAACUUUCAACUCUAUCUGCAUAAAGUCAAUGGAUUCUUGCAGUGACCUUACAAUUGUUUUCUUGUGUAAAAUUACUGUAAAUUUAUGAAAGUUACGAAAAAUUUAUUUAAAAAAACUGAAUCGUUGAACAGACAAUAAAUGUAGGUACUAUUAUUCCCAGUGCAAUUAUCAUUAUUAUAAAAGUGUAAAUUAUAAACGUUGUGUAAAUCGUCCUCUGAAAGACUAAGGCCCGGUCGCACAAAAGCCGGGUAAAUUUUAACCGUGAUUAAUUUCACGAGAACCAAUCAGAGAAGACCUUUUUGAUAAGACGGCUUCUCUGAAAUGAACUCCACUUGUUCUCGUGGUAUUAAUCACGGUUAAAAUUUAACCGGCACAUAGAGCAGAAAUAAUUGUACUUAAAAAAA